Funneliformis mosseae is the source of this 1251-nucleotide messenger RNA. The record is from the annotation of a GenBank genome assembly. Lineage: Eukaryota; Fungi; Glomeromycota; Glomeromycetes; Glomerales; Glomeraceae.
AUGGAUGAAGUUCCUUUUACUCUUGAUAAUUCCUUUAAAUUAUCGGACUCUGAAGCGUUUGAGCCUACAAAUGAAAAUAUAAUCGUUGCUCCUUCAAAGGUUUCUCGGGGUGAUAGUUGUAUGCUCAUGUCCGAUUCAGAUUCUGAACUUGAUCCAAACGACAUCAUACAAGACAUCCCUAUUUAUCUAUCUCAACAACUCACCAAUGAACUUUACAUUAUACAGUAUCCUGUUAGACCACGUACAAACCCUUAUAAUGGUAAUAAUAUACCUCGUGAAGCACGUUUCAAACAACUUUCACAAAAACUUGAACUCGACAUUCCGUUACAAACAAAUUCGCAAUGGUACAAUCAUGAUCGAGGUGAGGAAUUGGCUCUAGGUCUUAAUGAUAAAGAAGCUCGAACCAUUUAUGAUCGAUCGUGGCGACGUGAACGAAAUGAUGGUUUAUUGGAUAAACAGACUUUGCAGUCUACAAUUGUACAACCUCAAGCAAAUUAUUGGAUGGGUGUAGUUAAGGAUGUUCACACAACGUUGCAACUACGCCCGGGUCUAAAAUAUCUUGAUAAAAUUGAUGAAAAAUUAAAGAAUGCUAGUAAAAAGGCACAAGCCAUGGAAGAGGAGGAUCUCGUUAACGACUUAAAAAGUGUUAAAUUAAAUCAAGAAGAUCCUGGAGUAGGUUCAAGUAAAGGAAAAGGUUCGGGAAGGGGAAGGCCUUCGGGCACUACUGGUGAUGAUAAAACUUCGGAUAAAUCAUCACUUAAAAAAAAUACGCGUCCGACUUCUUCUCGUAUGGUAGAGGAAGAAAAAUGGAAAAAGAUGAAAUAUUUUGACGAUAAUUCCACUGAAACAGAAGUAAUUCUUAAUAAGAUGUACGCUUUACAAACUGUUCUAUUGGAAUGUAAGACUAAAAAUAUUAGCGAAUAUAUUGAUGCUAUCAGUACAUUCCCCAAGACGAUCGAUGAAUCAUCGUCGAAUCUUGAAGAAGGACAACCAUCUGAAAUAAAUGCAACGCCAUUCAAUUCCUUGAGGCCAGAGUUAAAUCAAAUGCCUAUACCUAUAACACCCCUGACACCUAAUGUUAUAAAUCCUUUAACAGCAAAUAAAACCCCGUCUAAUCCUCCUACAAGGACAGUUUCCAGGUCAAGAGGUUCAAUUGUUCCUGUUAGAUCCGGAAGAGUAGGCGCACUUCGUGGUCCUGGCAGAGUAAUAAGAGGAAAGAGAGGACAAACUUCACGUCCUAAAAGUUCUUAA